GCUCAUGCCUGAAAUGAAGAGAAAGCACAUUAUAGCUUAUUUCCUCGUUGCACUAUUCAUAGCUUCUCGAUGUCAUUGCUAUCUUGCAACAAUGGUUCAACAUGCAGAUUCAGUUGAUUCCAAGCUCGGAAACGCACAAUUGGGGAAAAGCUUCCCAACAAAAUAUGUGUUUUCCAGGAAAGCUGGAACACAUGUCAAGGAACUAAUUCAUAAGGCCCCAUCAGGACCCAAUCCCAUUGGAAACCGGCACCCGCCAUCUAUCCAUGUCUGAAAAUGGAGACAGGAGGCUCUUGUCAUGAUCUUUUGAGUAGAACAGAAGUUUUAUUUGAUAUCUGUGCAAUCCUGUCAGGAGAAUUUUACAUGCAUUCCAGAAUUUGUUCAUUCCACUAUUUCUGUUUCAUUUCCAAGAAUAAGAAGGCCAUUUCAUCCA
Ricinus communis (castor bean) is the source of this 430-nucleotide messenger RNA. RefSeq lists its product as uncharacterized. NCBI's taxonomy places the organism in Eukaryota, Viridiplantae, Streptophyta, Magnoliopsida, Malpighiales, Euphorbiaceae. Bases 5 to 271 code for a protein of 88 amino acids. The record is from RefSeq and is a predicted model, not a curated record. The transcript is spliced from 3 exons.